Molecule: messenger RNA, 1476 nt
Organism: Rotaria sordida
Lineage: Eukaryota; Metazoa; Rotifera; Eurotatoria; Philodinida; Philodinidae
Source: the annotation of a GenBank genome assembly
GAGGGAAGGAAGAAAUUGCUAGGGUAUUUGUUACGAUAGAGACGGGGUGGAGGAAGAAUGUGUCUCAUGUUUUAGAACAUAUAGUUUCGUUCUUGAGAUAUUUGCGUUUAAAUAGCAGCAGUAAAUCGCCUAAAAAUAAGUUCAUAUUCAUGGAUUUUGACCAACAAAAAUUUUAUUUCUAACCAAAAGAUACAUACUAUUUGGAAUUAGCACAAAAACCUUCAUCAAAUUGUUUCAUUAUCAUAAAAAAUAAUUUCCUACCAAAACUCGACCCAAAAGACCACAUUUAGAACUAUGUCGAAAGAACAUUAAAGAGAAGUAGAGAUCAAAUUUUGGUAGAAAUUUCUUUUCGUAAUAGUUAAACAAUUCGAUAGUGUUUUUGUCUUAAUUUUGGAUAGUAUGUGUGUUUUAAUUAGGAAUAAAAUUUUCCAUAGUCGAAACUUUCGAAUAUGAGUCCAGUUUUAGACAAUUUUACUGUUGGUAUCUAAACAAGUGAAUUUCUCAACAAUGGAGCUAUACUUUUGAAAAGUCUAUUCAACUUUUUUCUGAUCCUAAAAUAAGUGAAAAAUAUCGAAACGAACGAAAUUUAACUAAUGCUUGAAAAAUGGUGACAUAUACAUUUUUGUAGAAUUUGAUGAGUUCUCACCAACUAUAACAAAAAGAAUUGCUGUAAAUCUGCAUUGUGAACACUUUAACUUAUGCAUUGAAAAUUCAAUAGAAUCAUUUAAAUAUGAGUGGAAAAUCCCUUUGAAUAUGAGACUUGAUCUAUGUAUUUUCAUUGUUAUCAUUUUUAUUUUUAUCUAUUAUCAUCAGAGAUGAAUAUCGAAAUAAAAUCUAUUCAAGAUAAAAAUAAUAUUUAUUGAGCUCUAUGUGACAUAAAACUAUCUAAUUUUUAGGUUCGAAUAUCGUUUAUUUAAUUUUCUCAUUUAUAGAAACAAAGAUAAAUUUUUAACUAAACAAAUAUCUGAAUGUCUCGACGCGAAUUAUGCAGUUAUCGUUAGGAUGGUACAAAAUGGGCUAUCGUCACUAAAUCAUUUCAUUCCGAAUUAGAAUCCAGAUCAUCAGUUAAUAUUGCUACAAAUGUAGAAAAUACAGUGCCAAAAAUUAAUAAACCAAUUCGAAUAGCUACAUUGAAUAUACUUGCACAUUGUUUUCCAUGGUUUAUUGAAAUGGCUAUUCGAAGUGCUGAAAGAUAUGAAUGGCUUUGUAAUGGUAUCAUUAAUCUCAAUCCCACUAUAAUUGGUUUAAAUGAAGUUACUAGUACUGCACUACAACGGUUACAAGAAUGUUCAUUUAUUCGUGAAAAUUAUUUUAUAACAGAAAUAUUUGAUGGAAAUAAUAAUGAUAAUACUAAUCUUCUUUUUCCUCAUUGGUGCGUCAUUUUAAGUAAAUUACCAUUGAUUGAAGUAUUUGCCAUAUCUGUAUCGGAUAGAAAACGUGAAGCUAUUGUUGGAAAAGUUCAACUUGGUAGUACUA